ACAUAAAUUUGAACAACAAAAUAAAAACCUGAAAGUGCCAGAUGUAUUGCUUUCCUUACGAGACAAGUCUCACCAUACGGGUGAACAACAGGUCUCGUUCUUGUCUGCGACCAGUCCGUCCGCUCCCCGAGUCCCCGUCCCAUAGUCUCGUAGUCGUCAGUCAGUCGUCAGUCUCGCGCGUCGCGACGCAGGACAGGACUUUCAGUUUUCGUUAAAAAUGUCUGAAGAGAAAGGAAAGGAGAGAGAGGAGGCAUGUGGUGCAGUGCCGAAAAAAGCGAGACGGAAACAGAAAUAUAGGCCCGAGUGGGACAAACAGUUUCCGUGGGUGGGGCCUGCAAAGAAGGAUGCUUGUAAGGCCAUGUGCCUUAUUUGCAGUGUUGAAAUAACCGCCCAGCUCACAACUCUCAAGUUGCACGAAAACACUGCAAAGCACAAGAAAAUGUGUGCGCCAUCCUCAUCCAAAAUACUUAUGGAGUCAUUUACAAGUGCACGUGGUGAUAAUGAAACUAGUAAAAGUGAUUCUGUUAAGGCUGCUGAAAUAAGGCUUACUGCAUUUAUGGUGGAACACAAUAUAAGUUUCCGUGUGGCCGAUCAUCUGUGUGAAGUCCUGAAAGGUUGCUUCUCUGACUCCGCUAUUGCAAAGGAAUUGAAAAUGAAAAGAACAAAAUGUCAAAGAGUGUGUGGUAAUGUUAUGGCACACUCUCACAAACAAGAGCUCAUUAACAUCUUGAAGCAGAACAAGUUGAGCAUUCUUGUGGAUGAAUCCACAGAUAUAUCGGUCUGUCAGAAUUUAUGCAUCAUGCAACUGGACGAUGAGUGGAAGAGGCUUGCCGUAGAAGAUCUGCCUGAAUCCAUUACCAACAUGGCGAAAAAGUGGACAAAAGCAAUUACAACCAGCCUGAUAAAUUUUGGUGUGCCAUAAAAACUCUGGAGGAUAGUGAUGGAAACCCCAAGUUUAAGCUUGUUUCAGACUUUUCACUAGGAUGUCUUUCUUUGCCUCAUGCUAAUGCUGACUGUGAGCGCUGCUUCUCUAGUGUCAACCGUGUGAAAACAAAAGACAGAAGUAUGCUAAUAACAGAAACCGUAAGAGACAUCAUACUAGCGAAGCAGUGUGUUGCUUCCACAUCCAGCAGUGACUGUACGACCUUCAAGCCAUCAAUCAAAGUCAAUGAUAAAAAACAUGACAUCAAGCGUGCUAUAUUCCUCCAAUGAAGAGAGUGCCGGGGCUGCUGACGACGUGCCGGAUGUAUAUAUAGAAGAACAAGACCAGUAGUCUCCUACAUAGUAAGUAAACAACUUAACGAAGUGUCCUGUAGUUUUUCUCCAAUUAUUAAUGAUAUGUAUUUAGGAAAGUGUUUUGUUUGUUAAGGGCAUUGUUGUUUUUUUUUCAUUACACACACACACACACACACACACACACACUCUCUCUCUCUCUCUCUCUCUCUCUCUCUCUCUCUCUCUCUCUCUCUCUCUCUCUCUCUCUCUCUCUCUCUCUCUCUCUCUCUCUCUCUCUCUCUCUACAGGUGAGGGAGCACACAAGUGUAGCAGCUAACAGUUUCUGUGUAAUUGUCGUGGUGGUGACUUUCCUCCUCAUAUUCUCGUCCAGGAAGGGAAAGGCUGCCCUCGUGUUCCUCACCAUCCUGUUGUGUCACCAACUGUGUUGUCUGUGUGCUUGUUUGGUGAUGACUGGCCCUGCAUCACUGCGCCCUCGUCUUUGCUCCUUCACUGCUGCCAGCUGUGCCCGUGGUCAUGAUGACGGUGGUGAUGGUGAUGAUGGCGGCGAGCGAGACAUUCAAAGGAGGGCGUUCACGUGCGUGGUGGUGAGCAGGUGAUGAUUGGAGAGGCACAGAACAUUCAGGAUGGAGGAGGAGGAGGAGCAGGAGUCUUUGUGUAUAGGAAGGAGAGGAAUGUAAGAGGAGAAAAGAUAGAUGUAGGCAGCUCUGUCA
Scylla paramamosain (green mud crab) is the source of this 1946-nucleotide messenger RNA. RefSeq lists its product as uncharacterized. Lineage: Eukaryota; Metazoa; Arthropoda; Malacostraca; Decapoda; Portunidae. Bases 218 to 922 code for a protein of 234 amino acids. The record is from RefSeq and is a predicted model, not a curated record. The transcript has 2 exons.